Messenger RNA from Hevea brasiliensis (rubber tree), 2578 nucleotides. RefSeq names its product plastidic ATP/ADP-transporter. Gene Ontology annotation, molecular function: ATP:ADP antiporter activity. The transcript is spliced from 5 exons. Lineage: Eukaryota; Viridiplantae; Streptophyta; Magnoliopsida; Malpighiales; Euphorbiaceae. Gene Ontology annotation, biological process: nucleotide transport. Gene Ontology annotation, cellular component: membrane. The record is from RefSeq and is a predicted model, not a curated record. The coding region runs from base 436 to 2307 and encodes 623 amino acids.
ACUUCUCACUGCAUUGCUUCGAACCUUUCCUUUUCAACAAAUUUUCGGCCACAAUUUGUCUUCUUACCAAACAGAUUGGAAACCUUUAUCAACUACUCUGCCACCAAACAGCUUCCUCUUAAAUGGCACUGUAAAAAUUGAAAAAAACCCCCUAAGUUGAGUUCGUUCUGUGAAAAUUUUUUUCUGGUUUUGAAGUCUGUCGUUUUAUGGGUGGGGUUGUUUUUGUAUUUAAAAACUGUUGAGGCUUUUUGGAGUUCGGUAUAAAAGGAUAUUUAUAUUCGUUCAGAUUCUUCUCUCUGCGAAAACUCUCUCCUUUAGCCACCUUAUCUCUCUAUCUAUCCUGGUGUCUGUCUCUCAUGCUUUCCUCUUGAAAAACCAAGUUCUGGGUUUUCUUUAAGGGGCCUAUAGAGAGAUAGAGAGAUAGGAAGGAGAAACAUGGAGGCUGUGCUACAGACCAAAGGGCUUCUUUCCCUGCCACCAAAUCCCAAAAUCAGAGCUUCUUUGUAUCCCUCACAGGGCUUAAAGCGCAGGCUUUUUGCUGCUAAACCUAAAACCCUUUCUGGGCUUUCUUUAUCUUCAAAUGGUUUUCCUAGAUUUCCCAGCGUUGUGUCGAAACCAAAUGGGUUUCCCACAAAAGACGGAAAUUUGCAUAUUUGCAGGGCAGAGGCUGCGGCUGCUGCUGAUGGGCAACCUUUAUUUGGCGAAGCUGAGAAGCCUAAGCUCUUGGGUAUUGAGCUUUCGACUCUUAAGAAAAUUAUCCCACUGGGAUUAAUGUUCUUUUGUAUUCUUUUUAAUUACACAAUUCUCAGAGACACAAAAGAUGUGUUGGUCGUGACGGCUAAAGGGAGUAGUGCAGAGAUUAUACCAUUUCUGAAAACUUGGGUGAAUUUGCCUAUGGCUAUUGGAUUUAUGUUGUUGUACACACAAUUGGCUAACGUUUUGUCUAAGCAGGCUCUCUUUUACACCGUAAUUGUUCCAUUUAUUGCCUUCUUCGGUGCUUUUGGGUUUCUUUUGUAUCCUCUUAGCAAUCACAUCCACCCUCAAGCAUUUGCUGAUAAGCUUCUCAAUGUACUCGGUCCAAGGUUUCUCGGUCCAAUUGCAAUUAUGAGAAUUUGGACUUUCUGUUUGUUCUAUGUCAUGGCUGAAUUGUGGGGGAGUGUGGUGAUUUCAGUACUCUUCUGGGGAUUUGCCAAUCAGAUCACUACUGUAGAUGAAGCAAAAAGAUUCUACCCUUUGUUUGGACUUGGGGCAAACGUUGCCCUAGUUUUCUCUGGCCGAACAGUGAAGUAUUUCUCUAAUUUGAGAAAAAAUUUGGGUCCCGGAGUCGAUGGCUGGGCCAUCUCCCUCAAAGGAAUGAUGAGCAUUGUGGUGUUGAUGGGACUUGCUAUCUGUUUCCUUUACUGGUGGGUGAAUAAGUUUGUUGCUCUCCCAACCCGCAGCAAGAAGAAGAAGGAAAAGCUAAAGAUGGGUACAAUGGAGAGCUUGAAAUUCCUGGUUUCUUCGAAAUACAUUAGAGAUCUCGCCACUUUGGUGGUUGCAUAUGGUAUUAGCAUCAAUCUGGUUGAGGUUACCUGGAAAUCUAAGCUCAAAGCACAGUUCCCCAGCCCAAAUGAGUAUUCUUCCUUUAUGGGUGACUUUUCAACUGCCACUGGAAUAGCAACAUUCACUAUGAUGCUUCUUAGCCAAUUUAUAUUUGACAAAUAUGGAUGGGGAGUUGCAGCCAAAAUCACACCCACAGUCCUACUUCUGACAGGAGUUGGUUUCUUCUCACUGAUUUUAUUUGGAGGUCCUCUUGCACCAGCUCUUGCACAGUUUGGGAUGACUCCUCUUCUUGCUGCUGUAUAUGUGGGUGCCAUGCAAAACAUAUUCAGCAAGAGUGCCAAGUACAGCUUGUUUGACCCAUGUAAAGAGAUGGCCUAUAUUCCCUUGGAUGAGGAGACCAAGGUUAAAGGGAAGGCAGCCAUUGAUGUCGUAUGCAAUCCAUUGGGCAAGUCUGGAGGAGCUUUGAUUCAACAAUUUAUGAUCUUGUCCUUUGGGUCACUUGCCAAUUCAACUCCUUACCUUGGUGGAACCCUUCUGGUGAUUGUGCUUGCAUGGUUAGCUGCAGCCAGGUCUCUGGAUACUCAGUUUACUGCUCUGCGUAGGGAAGAAGAGCUUGAGAAAGAGAUGGAAAGAGCAGCUGUUAAGAUACCAGUUGUGUCUCAAGAAGAAAGCGGAAAUGGUUCUCGUCUGGGUGGUCCCUCGCUCAAUCUGGCAGCAGGUGACUCGACCAGCAGUUCCUCUGAAACGACUCCCCGCAAGGUGUAAACUAUUUCUUCCAUCAUUCAACCAUGGCAGACUAGAAAAAUAAGCGGAACAAAUGAGAAGCUUCGUUAGGUGAAUUGUCCAUUGUAGGACGUUAUUUAUAGAAUGGAAUAAUAGCUAGAAGGUGGUAUGCAUUCUACAGUUCUUUCUAAGUCCACUUUUUACCUGAAUAUGGGCUUACUGUCUGUUUGAGUUUUAUUUUUUUAGUUCUUCUGCCUGUAAAACUAAAUUGGAUAGAUAGUAAUAGAAAUCCCUUUUUAGUUUCCCAUAAUAA